Ziziphus jujuba (common jujube) is the source of this 1404-nucleotide messenger RNA. Its product is annotated as F-box/FBD/LRR-repeat protein At5g53840-like. Bases 1 to 1404 code for a protein of 467 amino acids. Lineage: Eukaryota; Viridiplantae; Streptophyta; Magnoliopsida; Rosales; Rhamnaceae. The transcript is spliced from 3 exons. The record is from RefSeq and is a predicted model, not a curated record. Gene Ontology annotation, molecular function: protein binding.
AUGGAACUGCCAAAUAAAUCAGCAAAGUUGGAAUUUUUUAGAGAUCUUCCGAAGUCCAUAUCUCAUAAAAUCCUUUCUUUGCUUGAUAUUAAGGAUGUUGCACGAGUUUCUACAUUGUCUAGGACAUGUAGAAAGCUUUGUUUGUCGUUGCCAUUCUUGACCAUUAAUUUAGAGAGUGUUGAUGCCCAAGGAUUUUACAGGUUUAGCUCGUUUCUACACAGGUUUAUGUCCCUGCGUAAUGGGGUUAGUAUACAACAAUUUGAAGUAGAAUUAUAUAGUCAAAGAGGUGUUAUUGAUGAGCAAAUUCACAUCGGUAACUGGGUACUUGAGGCAAACAAGUGUAAUGCUGAAAAGAUUUGUUUGCACCUGUUUAAAUUUAGAACCUUCACUUUUCCUAGUGGUGUAUUGAACUCCGCACGUUUAAGAGAUUUGGAGGUGUGGCUUAGUCCAAGAGGCUUGCUAAAUUUGCCCACCACCUCGUUUGGGGGGCUUCAGAAUUUGAUAUUGAGAGAUAUGCGUCUUACGAGUAUGUUUUGUGAAUGGAUUUCCGGCUGCAAGUCAUUGAAGACUCUACACCUUCAUAAUGUUGCUGGUAUAAAUGAGCUCAACAUUACUUCUUCAUCACUUGGAGACUUAAUGCUCGAGGACAUGCAAAUUCCAAGUACACGUAAUUUCACCAUCAAUAUUUCUGCAGAGAGACUUCAUAAUCUGCAAAUAGUUUGGCUGUUUGAAAGGGAACCUUUACAGUCACUUACAUUGCGUGCUCCAUAUCUUAAACAGUUUUCGUGGGGUGGACGCGUUUGUCGUUACUCUUGUGAAGGAAAUUUAGAUUGCUUGUGCUAUUCUGAUAUAUCUAUAGAUUUCAACAAAGAUGAACAUGGUGACUUGAAUGAAGGAAUCAUUGGUGAUGUUCUUCGAUCAAUGUACCGAGUUUCAUCAUUCAGUAUACAUGAUAAUUCUAUUAAGGACAUUUCUUCGCAAGAGAUGCUGCCGGAAUUUAGCAACUUGCAUUCAUUGACUAUAGUACGCUCUGAUUCUAGUGACAAAAUCCCAUCCACAGUUUCCUUACUCAAUUUGAUGCCACAUUUAAAUACUUUGAAAAUAGAGGGUUAUCACUUUUCCAAAGAGGAGAAGAAGAUAUAUUAUAGUGCAGAGUAUUGGGAGUCCCAAAAUCUGAAAUUUGUCCAUUCAUUGAAGGAAGUAGAAAUGCAGAUUAGCGGAGAGCAUAAUGAGAUGGAGCUGAUCAAGUACUUGCUCAAAAAUGCAGAAGCAUUGGAAAAGAUGACGAUUCGUUAUUAUACAAGUAAAUCAAAUCUUAGAUACUGUGAGAUUAGUGAAAAGAUUCAACAGUUCCAAAUAGCUUCUUCCUCUAUUGUUAUAUAUUUCUUCCAUAGACCAGAGUGA